This is a messenger RNA of Entamoeba dispar SAW760, 1422 nucleotides long. RefSeq names its product molybdenum cofactor sulfurase, putative. Gene Ontology annotation, biological process: molybdopterin cofactor metabolic process. The transcript has a single exon. Gene Ontology annotation, molecular function: molybdenum cofactor sulfurtransferase activity. The coding region runs from base 1 to 1422 and encodes 473 amino acids. The record is from RefSeq and is a predicted model, not a curated record. Lineage: Eukaryota; Evosea; Mastigamoebida; Endamoebidae.
AUGUUAUUAUUAUUCAUUACUUUGUGUUCUGCAGUUUCUUUAACUGAACUUGGUUAUUGGAAUGGUGUAAAAAGAGUUAGAAGAGAAUUCCCUUAUCUCGAAAAUAAUGUAUAUCUUGACUACACAGCCAGUGGACUUCAUCAGGUGUCACAAUUAAAAGACUUCUAUUAUGAUGUUUCAAAAAAAUUGUAUGGCAAUGCUCAUAGUAUUUCUCCAUCAUCAAUAAACACCGAUACCGUAGUUAAACAAAUGAGAAAAAGAAUAUUAAAAUAUUUCAAUGCAAAUCCAAAAGAAUAUGACGUUAUAUUUACUAGUGGUGCCACUGAGGCAUUAAAAAUUGUUGGAGAAAAUUUCCCAUUUACUCCAGCAAGUGUUUUUUUAUAUCUCUUACAAAAUCAUAACAGCGUAUUAGGAAUUAGAGAAUAUGCUAGUAACGCUAAUGCUACAUGGGGAUAUUUCACAGAAGAAGAUCCAGAACAACAAUGGAGAAGUGUAUUAGACAAAUUAAAUAAAUUACAAACUACUAACGUUACCCAUCACUUAAUUGCUUUCCCAGGAGAAGAUAAUUUUAAUGGUGCAAAAUUCCCAUUAGAUUGGAUUUGUAAAAUUAAUUCCUUAUCAAAUAAUAAACAUAAAUUCCAUGUAUUAUUAGAUGCUGCUGCUUUAGUUCCAAGUGCAAAACUUGAUUUAACUAAAUACCAUCCAGAUUUUGUCUCAAUUAGUUUUUAUAAGAUGUUUGGAUUCCCAACAGGAGUUGGGUGUUUAAUUGUUAAAAAAGAAGUUGCCAAAGAAUUAAAAAUUUCUUAUUUUGGUGGAGGAACUGUAGUUAUGGCUGCUGCUGAUAGAGAUUGGAAAGUAUUCCCAGAUUAUUUACCUCCAAAAUAUGAAGCUGGAACACUAAAUUUCCUUGGAAUUCUUGGACUAAAACAUGCUUUUAAUCAUUUCCCAAAUAUUGAUAUUAUUCAUAAACAUACAUAUGCUCUUACUCGUGUAUUAUUUACUGAAUUAAAUAAAUUAACAUAUUCUAAUGGUACUAAAGCAAUAGAAAUUUAUGGAAAUCAUAACCAUUCUACUUAUGAAAAUCAAGGCCCUAUCGUUACAUUUAAUAUUUUAAAUAGUAAAUAUAAAUAUAAUGGUGUAUUCCCUAAACAUGUUCCAUUAUUAACAGUAAAUGAGUUCUUAGCAAAAAAGAAUAUUCACGUUAGAGUUGGGUGUACUUGUAAUCCAGGAAGUUGCUUAAAUUCAUUAAAUGUUACUAGUCUUGCAGCAGCUGCUGUGACUAAUCCAAAUACUCCAGUUGAUACUACAUUAGAAGGAAAACAAUACGGUGCUAUUAGAGUAUCUAUUGGAUACCCAACAACAAUUGGUGAUAUUAGAAAAUUUAUUCGUGCUAUUAAAGAAUUUAUUAAAAUGGUUGAAUAA